Messenger RNA from Cimex lectularius (bed bug), 4397 nucleotides. RefSeq lists its product as uncharacterized. Lineage: Eukaryota; Metazoa; Arthropoda; Insecta; Hemiptera; Cimicidae. The transcript has 3 exons. The record is from RefSeq and is a predicted model, not a curated record. Bases 375 to 4397 code for a protein of 1340 amino acids.
UGUAUAUACAUAAUAAAUGCUGUCAUGGAAACUGCAAUGAAUAAGAUGAAUAUUGUAAUUUCAAAAUCAUAUGUUUUUGUAAAACUAAAAACAAAAAUUUAUUGUUGUUAUUUGUAUCAAAUUUUCAUUAAUUCUUUAACAUUAUUAUUACACUUUCAUAACUAUCUAAAUGAAAUAUCUCAAAAAUCCACCAUUUUCUAACUCUUGUACUAUACAAAAACAUAUGUUUUUUUUUUCUUUUUCUUUUGUUUUUUUAAUUAUACAUUGCAGUUUCCAUGACAGCAUUUAUUAAAUAAAAAAAGAAAAACCACUAGUCAUUAACGAGUGUGAUUUUCAACUUGUUAUUAUUUCUAUCAUUUGUAAUUUGAUUACCUAUGGCGAUAAAACACAAUAAUGGUAAGUGUGAAUUACGUGAAAUGAGUAAUUUAACCAACAGCUAUCCACCGGUAUUGACCGGCAAUAACCAGCAUUAUAUAAAUAAGCAAAAAUAUAGGGCCAUUAAAAAUACAGUGACCAAAAUGUCAUCUAACCAGAACAAUUACAUGAAGAGAAAAAUGGAUGAUUCUGGAAGGAUUGAGGCAAAAAACCCAAACUUGGAUGAUCUUGGUGGUAAGGGUUGCACUCAUCCUAAGGGCGUGAUGGCAUUGUGUGACCAGCAUUGCUCAGAAUCAAUACUCGAAGUAACAGCUGCAGAUAUUCAGAAGUUAAAAAAUGUUUAUUCUCGUUUAGUUACCCGCGUUCAUAAUUUAACCAUAUCAAAAGAAAGUGGCAAUUUUGGUAUGGCCUCCAGUGUCAAUCGAUUAAAUGGCUUGCUGAAACAAUUGAACAAAGAUGAAGAGCAAAAUUUAGAUGUUUUGCGAUCAUUUCUACAUGGGAUAAAUUCACUUUGGUUAGAGUACAAACGAGAGAAGAAGGAACAAAGAAAAAAGAUGGCAAACAAAAAGGGUAAAAAUAUAAACACUCACACAGCUACGGAUAUAAUGAGAAAUGAACAGAUCCCGAGUCAAAAAAUUGAUAGUGGACGAUACUCAAAAGACAGAACAUCAAAUAAAUCUUGUCAAAAGAGUACAAAUGUUCCCAGAUCAGAACAUCAAAGUAAUAGUACAACACAGAAGACGGGACAUACUAAAGCAACUGAAAAGACAUGUUCUGACUUAACAAAAAUGUCUCAGAAUAAACUGCUAGACAAGAAAAGGAAAAGAAUUUCAACAGGACAAAAUUCAAAUCAUCAAACUCGACAACAAAACCAAUCUCAUGAAGCACAACCCAUCAACAAGACAGUUCAGACGCACAAAUUAAUGAAUCCGGUAAAAGAGCACGAUGGUUUAUCGCAAGUUCGGGAUAAGCUAACAGAGACUAUUGAUAUCAUAAAUGCAGUUCAGUCAAAUUUCAUACAAUCGAAUAAAAAGUACUUACCACCGAUUCGUAGGAAAGACACAUCUUGUCCAGAAAACCAUGUAAAAAAUGCAAAUUAUGAUAGUAGCUCUGAACGGUUGUAUGAUACAGAAUUGAAUAUGACCGAAACAUCAGUCGAAAAGAGAUAUCAGCAAGUAAGCAUAAAUUUGUUUUUAACUGAAUGUGAGAGUAAGCCUUCAAAGAAAGUGAACUAUGUAAAACGUGAUGGUAAAUACUUGUGCCGAUCAGAAACAUCAACCGCCACAUUACACGAGAUUGAGACAUUUGUUAAAAAUGAAGAGAUUUCAGAUGACAAACCACAAAUUAGCAAUAAACGGCUACUACUAAAUGAAGACACAAAGUGUGUCCAAGGACUAAAUGCAAGUUUUGAUUCUAAAAACAAUCCUACACACCAAGGAUUGUUUCAAAUUCCCUCUAACACAGUCAGAACAUUUGGACAGGAGGAAGAAGCAAUAAUAGUGGCAGAUUUGGUAGAGCAAGAUCAGCAAUGCAAAAAUUUGUCUAAUCAAGUAAAUCAUAUUGACAGAACAGUUCAAUAUGAUUCGAGUGAAAAAGAUAGUUUUGACUCUGAUGGGACACUUCCUCCUGUAGUUCCAGUUCACUCGCCACGCCAAUUCAAUAUUGCUCAAACAAUAAGUGUAAAAACCAAAACCACAAUUGGCAAUUAUGGAGACCAGGAUAAACGAGACAGUUGGCUUCAAAUUAAUGAAAAACAGCAGUUAUCUAACUUGGAACUUUUAGUAAACAGUAGAAAUGAUCAAAGAGGUACUGUAGAAUUGUCAUAUGCAGCUAACGAGAAGGAACUAGUAAGGAUGAAUAUAGAUGCUCAUAAGUCUUGUCAAAGGAAACUACCAAAUUACAUUGACUUUGACCAUUUACAUUCAUGUCAAGCGACUCAAGGUUAUUAUUCACCGACAAUUGCGUCGACCGAUGUGGAAUUAGACCUAUUGAAAAUGUCUUUCUUGACAACUGCUGCCACAUCAAACCUUACCCAAAAAUGUCUGAAACAUAGAAGUGAUCAAGAAGUGCAACAUCAGAGUUUAUGCAACAGCAAAAAUAAAGCAACGCAAUAUGAAGGUGCAUCAAAUUGCAAAGACUGGGGAACAUUGCACCACACUUCAGUUCAGACUGUAUCCCUUGAGCCGACUAGUAAAUGUGACCGACUUGUGCAAACAGAAGAAGUAACACUCGUAAGUCAAAAUUCUCAAACAGUGCUAAAACAACCACCUCGUAGAUUCACAUCCCACGUAUUUGUGACUGUGGACUUAACAGGAGGGAAAACAAGAGGACAGCUCCUAGCCAAACAUAGAAAGAAUUUUAUUAAAGGUCGAAUGCAGAUGGCACGACUUAAAAGGACUGUUCAUUUUCCUACUAGGACAAAAGGCUCUGACAUAAUUAAUAUACAUGAAGAGAAGAGUACAGCAAAUGCUGAACUUUGUCCUUUGACUUUAGAGUUGCGAAAUGGAGAUCCAGAAGUUUCAAAAGCCCAGGAAGAGUUUUUAGACAACAAACAGCAAUUAUCGCCAAUAAGGAUAUACCAUCUUUCAAAAUCGGCCGCUAGAGAUACCUAUCUGACAGAUAUCUUAAGCAACCAGCCUCGUGAAUUUCCAAAUUUCAACCAAGAAGAUGAUAAACUCGGUUUUGUUUCGACUCCAGCAUUAUUUCGUUUUAAAUCCAGGUCUGUUCCAACUGUUGUAUCAACGAGCGGUAUGAAAGAGGAAUGCAUGAAAGCUAAGUCUGCUUUGGAAAUUGGCCAUAAAGCCAAUAUAUUUGAAAUAGGAAGUAAACCAAGUAGAUUGCAUAUUUCACGAUCACCAUUCACUUUAACUGAUCAAGGUGGUUAUUUUGUUGACAACAAAUUGAAGACUGCACCUCAGGAAGAACAGCUGGCCAAAAUGCAGGAUACUGGUUCGCCUGGUCUAUCCCAACGAGUUGCAAGAAAAAGGAAAUGGUUAGGUGCUAGCAGUCGAAACAUUUCAGCCAAUGAACGAUCUUGUACUCGAAGCCCUCCAACAGGCAACAGAAAGAAAGCAUUAAGAAAACAGAGUAAGACAUCAUCUAAUUUAGAGACAACUAACUCUUUGUCCAAAGAUGGUCAUUCUUCUUCAUCUGUAAAUGACUGUGUAAAAAAUAAUUACUUUUUAGAGAAGAAUAGAACAAGACAACAUGAAAGAAUGGUUGACAGAAGACAAACUGACAAAAUUCAAAAGUAUAAAAGCGAACUAUCUUUAUUUUGGAAUAAAAUGAAUUCACAAUGCAAACAUCAUGAGGAAAAUUUAAGAAUCUCAAAAUCAGAACAAGAUUUUCCUCUCGGGACAGAAAUUUUAGGACACGUUGAACAUACACAAUUACCACAUCAAGAGAAUAAAAAGAGACCAAACAACACUGUAUUGUCCUCGUCAUGUAACGCCCGUCCAUAUUCACAUUCUGUUUCUAUAGAGUCUGAUGCUGAAACAUACCCAGAUGACUUUACACAGGUCGAUAGUACAAGCUGUGACAACGAUAGGAAUAUUGUUAUGGAUAGCGACACUGAAAAAACAGCGAGUCUCAACUUUAAAAUUAAUGACGACACAAUCUCUUUUAUUCCCAGUUCAUCAAAAAUUUCAGUUGCACAGCAAAGAAUCUCUAGUCCCGAUCAUGAAUUCACACCUGGGCUUAAAAAAAUUCAGCAGUUAAAGAUGCCGCUAAAAAUUGGUGCAGAAAAUGCAGAAAUUAUAAUAUAUUAUUCAAAAAAAGGUUCUACCAUCAAUGACAGCACUGGUAAUGAAAAAAAGGACAUUUUACUAAGCGAAACAAUAGGAUCAUUCAAGGAUAUGCUAAAUUGGAUGUUUCAAUCCGUUUUUUCACCUACAUCUGACGAACAUCCAACACAAACUAUUUCUACUUCCAAAGUGAACGACACAAUCAAUUUCACCCCACAAACUGAACCGGUGCAUGUGUAUCAAUUUAAGGCUACACCAACCACCUGCAUCCAACGUUAA